AUGACCGCAGAAUCUGUAUAUCCUGCAUGCUCACUUCAUCCUUCGCCUAUUCACAGUGCUACACAAUUCACAUUUUCUCAUCCACUAUAUUCAUACCAAUAUACAGCUGAACCGGAAAAGAACGAGCCAAGGUUCAAGUCAUUUGACGCAUUCUUACAAGACAACGGUUACUCUAUCGGGGAUCUCGCUCUGAAGCAAUCUUAUCGGCCCGUUGAAAUCCAGAGAGGGUGCAUGAAUAAACUCCCAGUAGGAAUAACAAUAAAGCACCAAAAAUAUCGCCAUGUAGAUCAUAUUGAAUUUAUGAAUGUAGAAGAAAUGAAAAACUUUGCAAACUACUGGAUAGACACUCUAGAGAUGGCGGAACAACGUGCUGGGUGGCUAUAUGGUUAUUAUAUAGAGGAUUCUCACUAUCCUUUGGGUAUAAGAGCAGUUUGUGAAGCCAUAUAUGAGCCGCCUCAAAGGAGUUUCAUGGAGUACUCUGAACUCCUCUCUGAUCCAUUUUUAAACACAGUAGACAGGAUCGCAAAUAAGCUCGGUUUGGAGCGUAUCGGAUACAUUUUCACACAUUUACCUAGAGAAAAUGUAAUGACUCCAAAGGACAUUAUUGACGCUGCAAAGAGACAGUUGGAUACAGCAAAAGAUAUACACUACACGGGUUACCCAGUGUCAACACACGUUACAUGCACAAUGUGCCCAGAUGGAGAAGGCAAACCAGUUUUAAAUGCAUUCAUGGCGUCGGACUCUGCAAUGGCCCUUUUGAGAGAUGGCAUGUUUUCCGAGGAACAGAAUGAUAUCAAGAUGGUAGAGAUUAGAAAGGCUUCUAGCUCAUUUGAGAUCUUGCCACAAAUAUUUGAAUCUGGAAAGGAAGUUUCUUCCUUUGACUCUGAUUGGCUAAUUGUGCGUGUAAAUGACUCUGCACCUAUACAUCCAAUGCCAUUUUUCAAACACACUGGAUUUCCACGGGAAAAUCGAGAGGUAAGCACAGAUGUAAAUAUAUGGAAGUACACAAACACACCAUGUGAUUUCCAUCUUUUGCUUUACAUUGCCAAUACACUUGAUGUGGAUACUGCGCUCGCAGUUUGUGAUUCUAUCCUCAAGGGAGAAGAGGUAGAUGGACUAAUUUGGGACCUCCUCGGUGGCAUGCAGAAUGAAUAG
Molecule: messenger RNA, 1155 nt
Organism: Theileria equi strain WA
Lineage: Eukaryota; Apicomplexa; Aconoidasida; Piroplasmida; Theileriidae
Exons: 1
Coding region: 1-1155 (384 amino acids)
Biological process (GO): ubiquitin-dependent protein catabolic process
Cellular component (GO): nucleus
Molecular function (GO): ubiquitin binding; ubiquitin protein ligase binding
Source: RefSeq, a predicted model, not a curated record